Molecule: messenger RNA, 291 nt
Organism: Microthlaspi erraticum
Lineage: Eukaryota; Viridiplantae; Streptophyta; Magnoliopsida; Brassicales; Brassicaceae
Source: the annotation of a GenBank genome assembly
AUGGAGGCAGAGAACGAGGGGGAGAUGGAAGGUUACCGGUCGGAAGACAUCCCGGAAAUUGAGAACAUGGCCAUACAAACGGCAGAUCCGGUGGUUCCGGCGGAUCUGGUGGUUCCGGCGGUGGUUCCGGCGGAGGUUUCGGUGAGGCCGGAAAGAGAAGCACUUGGCGGUGAGAGGGCUCCGUCACUUGACCAGUCGACUCCAGUGAGGCGCUUGAGAGAUGAGCGAACUCCGUCCUCAAAAGCUCUGAUAAGGCUAAGACAUGUGUACAUGAGAUGUUUAGAGAACUGA